CAGCUCUUGCGGCUGGAGCCAUGCAAUUGAAAGGGCAUAUUAGGCCCGUGUUGGUGUUGUACUGUUGUCGCUCUUGUUAUUGAUUGUCGUUCCCUUUCUUCCAAAAUCCAAACACACCUCACAAGGAGCUAGUGAAUCAAUGGCUCUUCGAAACUAGCAAAAAUUAUUGCCGUGGAAACAGGGGCCAUAUCAUAAUCACCGAGCAAACGUUAAGGACGUUUUAACCAAAUUUAGAUUGGUGGGUGGAUCUCAAAUGUGACCUUUUUAACCAGAUUUCCUUCUUCUUUUUUCUACUAUAUAUAUAUGAUCUAUCUCAAGUUAUGAGAGAAAACCCUCUUUCGAUUCAUUAAAAUUCAGUUCAAAAUCAAUCUGAUUAGGAUCAUUGAAGCAAUUCAGGGGGAGAUGGGUGGCUCUACUUGGCCUAGUGAUGAAGAGUUAAUUGGAAUAAGGAAGAUAGUUUCUGAAAUGGCGGGAAAAAGUACGGAGGAAGUACAAGUUGUAGUCUCUCCUUACCGGAUAUGCCCCUUAGGUGCUCAUAUUGAUCAUCAGGGUGGAACUGUGUCAGCAAUGACAAUUAAUAAGGGAAUACUCCUGGGGUUUAUUCCUUCCAGUGACAAACAGGUUGUUCUGCGCUCUGGGCAGUUUACAGGAGAGGUUAGGUUCAGAGUUGACGACAUUCAGCACCCUAGGUAUAUCACUCAGAAAAAUGGUGACAUUUAUGCAAGUAAUACUUCCAAACCAAAAGAAGAAAGUUGCUGGGAGGUUUAUGCAAGAGGAGCCGUAUAUGCAUUGCAACGUAGGGAGAACUCUCUUACUCAGGGCAUCAUAGGAUACGUCUGUGGUUCUCAGGGUCUUGACAGUUCAGGCCUUAGCUCUUCUGCUGCUGUUGGAGUUGCUUAUCUGUUGGCUUUGGAAAGUGCAAAUAAAUUAAGUGUGUCCCCUGUGGAAAAUAUCGAAUAUGAUAGGCUGAUUGAAAAUGAAUAUUUGGGUCUGAAGAAUGGCAUAUUGGAUCAAUCUGCAAUUUUGCUUUCAAGCUCUGGUUGUCUUAUGUGCAUGAACUGCAAGACUAAGGAGCACAAGCUUAUUAACACAUCAAUCCCAAAGAACCCCCAAACUGAGUUCCAAGAUGGCUACAAAAUACUAUUGGCUUUUUCGGGUGUGAGGCAAGCAUUGACAAGCAACCCUGGAUAUAAUCGCCGAGUUGCUGAGUGUCAAGAUGCUGCAAGAUUUCUGCUGCAUGCAUCUGGAAACCACAAAGCAGACCCUCUCUUGUGUGAUGUUGAACCAGAGGUGUAUGAAACUCACAAGAGCAAACUAGAACCCAAUCUCGCUAAGAGAGCAGAGCAUUAUUUUACAGAGAAUGCACGGGUUACCAAAGGACUUGAAGCUUGGGCUUUGGGCAACCUGAAGGAGUUUGGAAAGCUUAUCUCAGCUUCUGGGCUAAGUUCUAUACAGAACUAUGAAUGUGGAUCUGAGCCACUCAUACAACUCUACCAAAUCCUUGUGAGGACUCCUGGGAUUUUUGGAGCAAGGUUCAGCGGUGCUGGCUUUAGAGGAUGUUGUCUUGCAUUUGUCGAUGCAGAUCGUGCAGCAGAAUCAGCAACUUUUGUCGACAAAGAAUAUCGUAAGCUCCAGCCUGUGUUGGCAAGCCAGUUGAACCUCGAUUCAACUGUAUUGAUAUGUGAGGCCGGAGAUUGUGCUCGUGUUAUCUGACCGAAGUCGAUCAAAACACACGUCUUUCUUACCUUCAUUCAAUAUUUUUUGUUGGUACCACUGCAUUCCUUGUAUUCGAUUCAUUACCUUGAAUAUUCAAUAAGAGUCCAACGCGGAGGUUGUGGCGCUGGUUAUUAUGAGAGAAUUUACAAAUCUGCGGACUUGAUGGAACCAUUUUUGCAUGUCCUUCAACAUCUGUAUGUUCUGGCAUCGGUUGUUGUGAUUACAUUAUAUUUGAAGGAAACUAUCUUGAUUUCUUAA
Molecule: messenger RNA, 1974 nt
Organism: Tripterygium wilfordii
Lineage: Eukaryota; Viridiplantae; Streptophyta; Magnoliopsida; Celastrales; Celastraceae
Product: galacturonokinase
Exons: 14
Coding region: 403-1713 (436 amino acids)
Biological process (GO): galactose metabolic process
Cellular component (GO): cytoplasm; cytosol
Molecular function (GO): ATP binding; galactokinase activity
Source: RefSeq, a predicted model, not a curated record